AUGGGCCAGUGCAUUGGAACCGAAACUUUAGACCUCCAUGAAAGUCCCGAUGACCAAGUUACUGGAGUUAGCAGAGAACUGACUCCAGUACUCGAUCUUUCUCAACAAACUCGAGUCACAGCCGACGAAAUCGCCCAAGCUCUGCGAGAUCUUAAACCGCCAGACGAGAUCCUCUCUUCAGUGUUUCCAGAGGCACUGGCGAGCCGAAACGAAAAUCAACUUGCUGGCUGGCUGUUUCUCAAUCACCCUCGGCUGACAGUCUUACGACUUGGAGGACCAUAUCUUUCCAUCUUCGCUGGAUCCGCCAUCGUUGGUGUUUUCAUCGGAUUAACCGUUGUCGUCCAGCGUGGCUCAACAAUCAUCUGGGUUUUCCACGACAAGGAGGACGAUUUGACACCUAUUCGAGAGCGACUUGUGAAAGAAGGAGAAGGAAAGCAUUCUCUUGAGGAGUACACAGUGGAUGUUCCGGAAGAGUUUCUCAUUCGUCCUCACCCAGUUUCUGAAAAUAUUAAAACGACUUCGCCCAAAGAACCAUCGACAGCUCCGAUUUCCGUACCAAAGCCGCCCAGAACUCCGAUGACUCCAUCGAAAAGCAGACAUAACUCAACUUCUCGGUCAUUUUCUCGAAGAUCCUGUGGCCGUUCCUCCAUCGGCACACUUUCCACCAUUUCUGGUAAUCUCGUUUCUCCUGUUUGA
Messenger RNA from Oikopleura dioica, 696 nucleotides. The record is from the annotation of a GenBank genome assembly. NCBI's taxonomy places the organism in Eukaryota, Metazoa, Chordata, Appendicularia, Copelata, Oikopleuridae.